UAGGUUGUUCCUAGUACCUACCCUAUCGGCCAUCAUUAAAGCUUUGUUGAAAACAGUUAUUCUAUACUUGUAGAAUGACUAGAAUGUAAUUUUUAAUGAUAUGAUACAUAAUGUCAUCUUCUAUGUAGGUACCUAAUUAUUCUUAUCUGUUUUCGUGGAACUCUGACUAAUCUUAUAUUAUUAGGUAUAUAAUAUUAUGCUAUUUAUAUAACUUGUCCAAUUUACCCUAUAAGAUUCCCCGAGAUGUGGCUUGUCCAAUCGUUUUGGAAACUGUGCGGUGUGUUCAAUACGGAUUUGACUUACAAUAAAUUCCAAAACGUGUAUUCAGUGUUUUUAAUCGUUACUUGCGUUUACAAUUUUAUUACCGCGUCGAAUACUUUAUGCAAAUUAGACCAGUGGUGUAACGUUUUCUCGACGGCCAUGAUCGGCAUGUACACUAGGGUGUUGGCGUCUACCACUCUUCUGUCGAGGAUCGCCAUAAUGAUUAAAUCAAAACAGAGUUUACUCAAGUACAAGGAAACUAUAAAGGCUUUCGAAAUGUAUUCACCGACGUCAUGUGCGCAACAUAAGAACUACAAAAUAUUUUCGUUCGCCGUCGUUUUCGUGUGCCUGAGUAUAAUUUUACCGAUAAACAUAAGCCGGUUGUAUUAUCUGUACCAAAACGAGACCCACGACAUAUCGUUGUUCAUUUACUAUCUGUUCAUAUACAUUCAAAACCUGAGCAUGUGUUGCAUAGAAACGCAAUUUGUUACCCAGUGUUUUAUAAUCUACACCAGAUUCCGAGGAAUCAAUGAUGAUUUGAAAAAACUACGAAACGAAAACGUCAACUACAUCAAGUACCCGUUCAUAAUGGGAUCUUCGGCAACAAUGUGGAAAGAUUACAAAAAAUCGUUCCAGUGCGUCAGAUAUGACAAAGACUUUUAUCGGCCGCGGCUCAUUAGCCACCCGAUGGCCAACGCUGUGGAGGUACUUAGAAUUAAGCAUUGGCUAACUCGCCAAGCCGUGGACAUCCUCAAUAACCUGUUGGGUAUCCAGAUGGGACUGUCGGUGUUCUUAUUGUGGGUAAUGGCCUUGUUUGAUAUCUAUUAUGAGAUAUUUCACAACUCUCCGUCUAAAUUAUUGGUCUACGGUUGGUUGUUUCAAUACACUCUGAGAUUGUUCAUGAUUAUCUUAGUAGCACACUACACAACGAAACAGGCAGUAAAAUCAAAAUCGAUCAUUUUAGAUACGAAUAAUCAAAUGUUGGACGAUAGUACAAAGGAAGAGUUGUUGCUGUUUGUGAAUCAAAUACGCCAUCAGUCUAUUGAAUUUACCGCGUACGAUUUUUUCACAUUGAAUACACAGAUUAUAAAAUCGGCUAUAGCUGCUGGUACAACCUAUCUGGUAAUAUUAGUACAAUUCCAUUCAUAAAAAAUAGUAAAUUGCUUAAGUAUUAUAUUAUAAAUAUUGGCCAAUCUUAGGCCUUAUGCAGGUACAUUUAGU
Molecule: messenger RNA, 1482 nt
Organism: Myzus persicae (green peach aphid)
Lineage: Eukaryota; Metazoa; Arthropoda; Insecta; Hemiptera; Aphididae
Exons: 4
Coding region: 244-1410 (388 amino acids)
Biological process (GO): sensory perception of taste
Cellular component (GO): dendrite; neuronal cell body; axon
Source: RefSeq, a predicted model, not a curated record